AUGCUGUUCCCCUCGUUCGGCUUCCUCGCUGCGGCGGGCAGCCUGCUAUCCCUCGUCGCGGCACACAACAUCCAAAUGAAGGCGCACAUGCGCGAAUGCUUCCACGAGCAGCUGCACAAGGACGACAAGAUGACGGUCACGUUCCAGGUUGGCGACCGUGAGUUUGGAGGGAGCGGAAACCUGGAGAUUGACUUUUGGAUCGAGACUCCCUCGCGCGGCUACGUAGUCCACGAACGCGGCGUGUCCUCGGGCGACCAUUCCUUCGUUGCGCAAGAAGACGGCAAAUACACAUACUGCUUCAACAACGAGCAUUGGGGCGCGAAUACGAAGGAGGUCUCGUUCAACGUCCAUGGCAUUGUCUACGUACCGGAGUCGGAAGCGCCGCAGGAUCCGCUGGAGAAGGAGGUGCGGUCAUUGUCGGAGCUCGUGGCGCAGGUCAAGGACGAGCAGGGCUACAUUGUCGUUCGAGAGCGCACGCACAGGAACACGGCCGAGAGCACAAACGCGCGUGUCAAGUGGUGGAGUAUUUUCCAGCUGUGCGUCUUGGCCGGAGAGGGCGUCUUCCAGGUCUGGUGGUUGAAGAGGUUCUUCGAGGUGCGAUAG
Trematosphaeria pertusa is the source of this 603-nucleotide messenger RNA. RefSeq lists its product as uncharacterized. Gene Ontology annotation, biological process: protein retention in ER lumen; Golgi organization; endoplasmic reticulum to Golgi vesicle-mediated transport. Gene Ontology annotation, cellular component: endoplasmic reticulum; endoplasmic reticulum-Golgi intermediate compartment; Golgi apparatus. The transcript is spliced from 3 exons. The coding region runs from base 1 to 603 and encodes 200 amino acids. The record is from RefSeq and is a predicted model, not a curated record. Lineage: Eukaryota; Fungi; Ascomycota; Dothideomycetes; Pleosporales; Trematosphaeriaceae.